Falco peregrinus (peregrine falcon) is the source of this 443-nucleotide messenger RNA. RefSeq names its product inositol 1,4,5-triphosphate receptor associated 2-like. The record is from RefSeq and is a predicted model, not a curated record. The transcript is spliced from 3 exons. Lineage: Eukaryota; Metazoa; Chordata; Aves; Falconiformes; Falconidae. The coding region runs from base 192 to 443 and encodes 83 amino acids. Gene Ontology annotation, cellular component: endoplasmic reticulum membrane.
UUUUUUUUUUUUUUUUUUUUUUUUUUUUUUUUUUUUUACAACUUUGUGUGAUGGCCUGCUAGGCUUUAGAGUCUGGUGCAUGGACAUCUGUAUUUAUUUUAGGAAAAGUAUCAGUUUCCAAGAUAGUUGAUUAUUUGAGACACACAACUAGUCGGGGAUCGGAAGACAGUGGUCUUGAAGAGCUGUGCAACAUGCUUGACCCAGAUCAGAAAGAUGUCUCUGUGGACCUGGAAACAUACCAUGCCAUCAUGAAAGAGUGGAUUGAGGACUGUAAGAGAAAAUGGGAAGAUGAUGCCACUGAGGACCCAACAGCAAACAUGGAAGACCUGGAAUUUAAAGUGCAUAAGAACACCUCUGAAGCAAAAAAGAUGCCUGUCCAGAUGAAUGUUACAUCAGGAAGCUUGGAGGCCUUUGGUGGUGAUGUGUCUAAAGGAGACAUGUAA